Helicoverpa zea (corn earworm) is the source of this 1301-nucleotide messenger RNA. RefSeq names its product fumarylacetoacetate hydrolase domain-containing protein 2-like. The transcript has 5 exons. The coding region runs from base 213 to 1196 and encodes 327 amino acids. Lineage: Eukaryota; Metazoa; Arthropoda; Insecta; Lepidoptera; Noctuidae. The record is from RefSeq and is a predicted model, not a curated record. Gene Ontology annotation, molecular function: hydro-lyase activity.
UAUUUUUACAAAAUAAACUUUAUCUACACUUUGAAGAAGAGGAAAAGAAACUCGGUUAAUCUGAAAUAACAUAUUAUCAUUUAUCACCAAGUUUACCGCCGGCAUCAGACGUUGUUUAAAAGCAGUCCGACAAAUGUAAACGCGGCCUAACAACAACCUUGAAAUCGUGUAAACACUUUAAAAUUACAUAAUAUAAUCUAAUACCGGUAAUCAUGAGUGCCAUGGGGAUAAACGCGCGCGUUCUCAAAACUGCGCAUUUGUUAGCAACAGGCCAAGCGAAGCACACAUUUCAGAGUAAAAGAACUUUUGCUGUAACAAAUAAUUUAAACAUGAAAUUUGUUCAAUUUACGUAUCCUUCGAACCCGAAUGAGAUUCGGGUGGGAUAUUUAGAAGGGGAUAAAGUUGUAGAUAUUAAUAAGGCUGACUCAUUGAUGCCUUCUACGAUGUUAGGAGUGCUAAACUAUGAACAUUGCAAUAGGGUAUUUGGAUUUCCAACGCACAAACCUCCCUCGGUACCAGUUUCCGAAGUUACUCUCAAGGCACCAAUCACAGGAGUUGACAAGAUCCUAUGUGUAGCUUUAAACUAUGCAGACCAUUGUAAGGAGCAGAAUUUACAAGAACCGAAAAUACCAAUUAUAUUCAGCAAGUAUGCUAGGACGAUCAUUGGACCGAAUGAGUCUGUGAAAAUAAGGACUGAUGUUGUUAAGAAACCAGACUGGGAGGUGGAACUGGCAGUCGUCAUCGGCAAGACUGGUACUAACAUAAAGGCGGAAGAGGCUAAAGACUAUAUCUUCGGAUAUACCAUUGCUCAAGACAUCACUGCUAGAGACUGGCAGAAGGAGAAAAAUGGGGGACAGUUUUUACUUGGCAAGUCUCAAGACACAUUCUGCCCCCUGGGUCCGUACAUAUUAUCGGCCGAUGAAGUCCCGGACCCACACAACUUGUCCAUUUGCUGCAGUUUGAACGGCGUGGUGAAGCAAAGCAGCAAUACCUGCCAAUUGAUUCAUACCAUCCCUAAGAUUAUUGAGAGGAUUACUACUGUAAUGACUCUAUACCCGGGCGACAUAAUAUUGACCGGCACACCCGGAGGAGUGGGGGUACACCGCAACCCCCCCGAGUUCCUCAAGCCGGGGGACAAACUCGUCAGUGAGAUCGAAAGGCUGGGCACUUUGGAAGUCAAAGUUGAACAGUUCUAGUCAUAUCUUUGUUUAAAUUACCCGUUUUCACCAACAAUCUCUUAACGUUUCCCUAACUAAGUGUUAGAAUAAGGGCUCCCCCAAUAAUAAAGACAAUACGGGACA